GCAAAAAAACCUGCUCCCACGCGGGUCGCGAGGAGAUCAAACAAGUCUCUGCACCGGAGCAGGAACCGAGAGAGAGAGAGAGAGAGAGUCCACUGCCCGUCUUCCCCUGAGCUCCUUCGCCGGCGAACGCCCAAAGCCCCGCAUGGAGAUCCUCCAACAAGGCACUAUGUUGAUGUUCCCGGGGAUGGAUCUUACGAAAAUGGAUCCUCCAACUCUUACCCUCCUUGGAGCAGCUUGUUGUGUAAUGUUGUCUAUGCAUUUCACAGUACAGCUGGUAUCACAGCAUCUUUUCUAUUGGAAAAAUCCCAAAGAGCAGAAGGCUAUACUCAUUAUAGUGCUGAUGCCUCCGUUAUAUGCUAUAACUUCCUUUGCUGGUCUUCUGGAUAUUAAGGGAAGCAAAACGUUUUUUACAUGUUUGGAGUCUGUUAAAGAAUGCUAUGAAGCACUGGUUAUUGCUAAGCUUCUGGCAUUGAUGUACAGCUACUUAAAUAUAUCUAUCAGUAAAAACAUUGUACCUGAUGAAAUCAAAGGGAGGGUGCUUCAUCAUUCUUUCCCUGUUUCUCUUUUCCUGCCCCGUAAUGUUCGGUUGGAGCACAAGACACUUAAGCUUCUGAAGUACUGGACCUGGCAAUUUGUUGUUGUUAGGCCUGUAUGCUCCAUUCUGAUCAUUGCACUUCAGCUUCUUGGGUUGUACCCCAGCUGGGUCAGCUGGACCUUCACAAUUAUACUUAACUUUUCAGUCUCCAUGGCAUUAUAUGCCUUGGUCAUAUUCUAUCACUUGUUUGCUAAGGAGCUGGCACCUCACAAGCCUCUUGCUAAGUUCUUGUGCAUCAAAGGGAUAGUCUUCUUCUCUUUCUGGCAGGGCUGUGCGUUGGAUGUUUUGGCUGGUGUAGGGGUUAUUCAAUCUCACCAUUUCUGGCUGGACGUGGAGCACAUCCAGGAGGCAAUCCAGAAUGUCUUGAUUAUCCUGGAAAUGGUCAUUUUCUCAGUUCUCCAGCAGUACGCGUAUCACGUUGCUCCGUACAGUGGCGCUGACAAGGUAAAAUUCGAGAAGAAGAAUGAAUGAUCCACCAAGCAACAUAAGCAGCUUGUUCUUGUAAGGUUUUGUGUGUAUGUGCUGGGAAUAUGUUAUAGACAUGGGUACUUCCUUAUGGGCGCGUGUAGAGUGAGCCGUUAUACUUUGAACAUUAGAAAAACGAGAUGAUCAGGAACAUAGAGGAAUGACACUGUUAUCUGCGCUGUGAAACUAUGUAAUGCCCGAAUAAGGAGAAUUGGGAUUUUUCCCGCUCCAAAAUGGAGUCCUGAAUAAAUUUUGGUUUCGUGUUGAAA
Molecule: messenger RNA, 1329 nt
Organism: Triticum dicoccoides
Lineage: Eukaryota; Viridiplantae; Streptophyta; Magnoliopsida; Poales; Poaceae
Product: transmembrane protein 184 homolog DDB_G0279555-like
Exons: 5
Coding region: 143-1066 (307 amino acids)
Source: RefSeq, a predicted model, not a curated record